Messenger RNA from Fukomys damarensis (Damara mole-rat), 1287 nucleotides. RefSeq names its product IMP U3 small nucleolar ribonucleoprotein 4 (gene Imp4). The transcript is spliced from 10 exons. NCBI's taxonomy places the organism in Eukaryota, Metazoa, Chordata, Mammalia, Rodentia, Bathyergidae. Bases 287 to 1162 code for a protein of 291 amino acids. The record is from RefSeq and is a predicted model, not a curated record. Gene Ontology annotation, cellular component: Mpp10 complex; nucleolus; small-subunit processome. Gene Ontology annotation, biological process: rRNA processing. Gene Ontology annotation, molecular function: rRNA primary transcript binding; snoRNA binding.
ACCGACUGUCUGGGGGGUGGUUGUAAAGGUUGGUUCCUAUCGCUUCCAGAAGCUAUGAAUUUUUAAAACUUUAAAGGCAGCCUAUGGAAGAAUACAAAGCUGGAUGGCAACUUUUUAAAUGGAGCAACGGCUUUAAACAGUUUUGGAAGCGACCACGCUCUGAGGAACUGGGUCGCGCCUUUAUGACGACUUCCGCCGUGAAGCCUCCAGGUUGAGGGCGGAAGCGAGGGCUACCAGACGCUGGUGACACCAGUAGUUCCAGACUCACGUGGAAGCAGCCCUCAGGAUGCUGCGUCGCGAGGCCCGCCUGCGCCGCGAAUACCUGUACCGCAAGGCCCGCGAGGAGGCGCAGUGCACCGCUCAGGAAAGGAAGGAGAAGGUCCGGCGCGCUCUGGAAGAAAACCGCAUCAUUCCCACUGAAUUACGCCGGGAGGCUCUGGCCUUACAGAAGUCCCUGGAGUUUGAUGACGCCGGAGGUGAAGGUGUGACCAGCCAUGUUGAUGAUGAAUAUCGAUGGGCAGGGGUUGAGGAUCCCAAGAUUAUGAUCACUACCUCCCGAGAUCCCAGUUCCCGCCUGAAGAUGUUUGCAAAGGAACUGAAGCUGGUGUUCCCUGGUGCCCAGCGCAUGAACAGAGGCCGACAUGAGGUGGGGGCACUGGUGAGAGCCUGCAAAGCCAACGGGGUCACUGACCUCUUAGUUGUCCAUGAACAUCGAGGCACACCGGUGGGACUCAUUGUCAGCCACCUGCCAUUUGGCCCCACUGCUUACUUCACACUGUGUAAUGUUGUCAUGCGGCAUGACAUCCCAGACCUGGGAACCAUGUCAGAGGCUAAGCCUCAUCUCAUCUUCCAUGGCUUCUCCUCUCGCCUGGGCAAACGGGUCUCUGACAUCCUGCGUUACCUAUUCCCUGUGCCCAAAGAUGACACCCACCGGGUUAUUACCUUUGCAAAUCAGGACGAUUACAUCUCAUUCCGGCACCAUGUCUACAAGAAGACCGACCACCGCAACAUAGAACUGACGGAGGUCGGGCCUCGCUUUGAGCUGAAGUUGUACAUGAUUCGCCUGGGUACACUGGAGCAAGAGGCUACAGCAGACGUGGAGUGGCGCUGGCACCCCUAUACAAACACUUCACGCAAGAGAGUGUUCUUGAGUGCUGAGUGAGCCCGCUGGCCAGCCAGGGUGUGGACUUGGAAACGGAAGUGGGUACUUGUCACACACGGGCUUGCUGAGCCCAGGUGUGGGGUAAUGGGCGGAUAUACAGCCAAAAUAAACCCUCUGUGUCACAC